Messenger RNA from Volvox carteri f. nagariensis, 579 nucleotides. It is a transcript of the gene rps15, whose product is annotated as component of cytosolic 80S ribosome and 40S small subunit. Gene Ontology annotation, cellular component: cytosolic small ribosomal subunit; ribosome. The transcript has a single exon. Bases 36 to 470 code for a protein of 144 amino acids. Gene Ontology annotation, biological process: translation; ribosomal small subunit assembly. The record is from RefSeq and is a predicted model, not a curated record. Lineage: Eukaryota; Viridiplantae; Chlorophyta; Chlorophyceae; Chlamydomonadales; Volvocaceae. Gene Ontology annotation, molecular function: RNA binding; structural constituent of ribosome.
CGCCGCCAGGCACGUAGUCUUUACCGCUAGGCAAGAUGGCUGACGCCGGCGACAAGAAGCGUACUUUCCGCAAGUUCACCUACCGUGGGGUGGACCUGGACCAGCUGCUGGACAUGAAGACCAGCGACUAUGUUCAGCUUUUCCAUGCUCGUGCGCGCCGCCGCUUCCAGCGUGGCCUGAAGAGGAAGCACCAGUCUUUCAUUGUUAAGCUUCGCAAGGUUAAGAAGCUGGCUGCUAGCGGCGAGAAGCCGGAGCCUGUGCGCACGCAUUUGCGCAACAUGAUUGUCGUGCCGGAGAUGAUUGGCAGCGUUGUGGGUGUCUACAACGGCAAGACGUUCAACCAAGUGGAGAUUAAGCCUGAGAUGGUUGGCCACUACCUGGCCGAGUUCUCCAUCUCGUACAAGCCUGUCAAGCACGGACGCCCAGGCAUUGGCGCGACGCACUCAUCCCGUUUCAUUCCGCUCAAGUAAAUUGACGUUUUGAGCUGUGGCCGUUUGGGACUGGCGCGGGAGGGCUAUGCCCAAGCCUCCCUCGCCAUCGAGGAGGUUAGGGCGUGUAACGGGCGAUGAUCGGGUUCUU